AUGUCCAAUUUGGAAAAAACUGACCAUGAUAUUAGUGAUUAUUUCAGGAGCAGGGGAUUCUCUGUUCAAUUAGGAUCGAAAAACCCAUUUUCUCGCAUUCCUGUAGAUCAAACGCUGGAGGAGACAGUCAACAGAGAUACCCAAAAAUCAGGAGGAACUAAGGGAUUCAGUUUGAAACCAGGUACUGUCGAAAAAUACUAUAUAACAGCAGAAUACCGUGCAUCAGCUCUUCGGCAGUUACGAGAGAAUUUAAGUUUAUCAAAUCAUUCAAAAUUCCACCACGCUGAUCUUCACAAGCCACGAAUGAAAAUAGAUGAAGAGUGCGUUUCAUCUAUAGUUCAACUGUUGGAGAAUGAUUGGACCAAUCCAUUCGACCAAAGUCCUUCGGACAUAAUAAACUUGUCAACAGGGAGAGCUGCAGCACCUGAUGUACAGACAUCCUUAUUGUCCUUGAAGAAAAGAGGCGAAGACGCAUAUGAAACAUUCAAGAGAGAUCGUCUUGAAAGAGGAGAGGGAUUUUUCGAUCCCAUUAAAAAAAUAAACUUGAAGACUUUCAAUACAACUGUUCCAUUAAAAAAGAGUGGAAAGAACAAAGAAAUUAUCCUCAGAGCUGAUCGUAAGCUUUAUGCAAGUAUGAUACUCAUAGCUGAAAACCGACAUCUGAAUAUGUUAGACGUUUUUAGUCAUCCCUUGGGGCCAUUGCCUCGGAGUCUUGCCAAUCCUGACGGAUCAAUAAAAAAGACGAGUAAAACAGUAUUGGGAAAACACUUGGAAAGUCUUAUCUCACCGGAAGAUGAGAAUAUUUCCUCAUCAGCUACCAUAAUUGAUGGGAUGGCAUUGAUUCAAAAGCUGCAUGGAGAAAAUAGGACAUUUGAUGAACUGUCUGACUCGAUACUCAAUCAAAUCUUAAAUUGCGGCUAUCACAGCCAGAGAAUCGAUAUUGUAUUCGAUACUUACAGAGACAAAUCAAUCAAAUCUGCAGAACGUCUCAGCAGAGGUUCAGAGGAAGAAAUCUCCUUCAAGAAUAUCAAAAGUGGUCAUAGAAUAAUCAAAUGGAGACGACUGUUACAGAGCAAUGACAGUAAAAAUAAGCUCACAACAUUCCUCGUUGAAAGUUGGCAAGAGGAAAAUAGAAGGAGGAAGAUUGCUGAUAGAACAUUAUUUGCUACUUACUCCGGGAAGUGUAUCGAGAUAACUGCCAGUGGUUCCCACGAUGUGGAAGAUCUUGCAUCUUCCCAAGAAGAAGCAGAUACUCGAAUGAUGCUGCAUAUCAAGAAUGCAGCUAUGGAAUACUCGAAUAUUAUUUGUGUAUCUGACGAUACAGAUGUUUUAAUCUUAGCUCUCUAUAUAUCGUCGAAAUUCAGAUGGGAGAGCAACAUUUAUAUCAAACGUGGAACAAGUGGUAGAAUAAGGUUGAUAGACAUUAAAAAACUUGCAUCUGCAGUUGGCUCUCAUGUCACAUCAGCUUUACCUGGUUUGCAUGCAUGGACAGGUUGUGAUACAGUCAGUGCUUUUUCUGGACAAGGCAAGCUCAAAGCCCUGAAACUUUUACCAACGAAUGAUGAGUUCGUUUCACUGUUCUCCAUGCUGGGAAGUCAGUUUUCAUUAUCAGACGGAGAUCAUUGCAAGAUACAAAAAUUUGCCUGUCAGCUAUAUUCAAGAAAUAUCAAAACAGAAAAUAUAAAUGAAUUGAGAUACCAAAUGUUCCGAAGUCGACAAGGUGCAGUUGAGUCAACCCAGCUUCCUCCAUGUGAAGACUGUCUUCAUCAACAUUCUCUGAGAGCUAACUAUCAAACAGCAAUACGGAAAAGAUGUUUGGAAAAUUUUCCUGCAAUUCCAGAGCCAGAAGAUCACGGAUGGAAUCUAGAAAAAGAUGGCCAACUUUCCAUCAAAUGGAUGAGAGGAGCGCCAGCACCUGAAGCUGUUUUGGAACUUUUGAGUUGUUCUUGCUCAAAGUUAUGCCGGUUACCAUCCUGUACUUGUAUGGUAAAUCAGUUGAAAUGUACCGACGCUUGUAAGCUGGCAACGUGUGAAAACAUGAGUGACCCUGAGGAAUGUAGAGAAGAAGUUUAUGACUCUUAUAACAGUUGUGGAAGUGAUGAUGAUGAAGAAGAUGAUGAAUAA
This is a messenger RNA of Phaedon cochleariae (mustard beetle), 2124 nucleotides long. The record is from the annotation of a GenBank genome assembly. NCBI's taxonomy places the organism in Eukaryota, Metazoa, Arthropoda, Insecta, Coleoptera, Chrysomelidae.